GCGAGGAGCCUUGUGGGUAAUGAAGUCCAACGGGGUGACACAAUGUGCGUUCUUGUAUACAGGCUAUCAAAGGGAUUCUACUACAUUUCCCACAAGACACCGCGCGUUGUUUGAGGUGUGUGAGCGAGAGGGAGGAAGAUUAGAGGAAUUCGUAUGCAGACUUGGAGCUGCGCUGUUGCAAAAAUAAUGGCCCAGCAGUCCAGCUAGCUGCUAGCUUUAUCUGUGGGUGUGUGUGCUUUGUGUUAUGAGCAGCAGUAAGACGCCUCGCUACAACCGAUACUCCGGAGGAGCAGUAGCCACAGCAGCCGUCCCCAGCAGCCCCUCGACCCCCCCAGCAGACUCCGGCAGUGGGAGCAGGAUGGAGGCCUCAUUUGGUCCCACCUUCUCAGCCGUGGCUGCUGGAGCUAAAGCAGAGGGGUCCAGCAGCUACAAGCAGCACCGUAGAACUCCCUCGUCCUCCAGCACCCUCACAUACUCCCCCCGCGACGACGACGAUGGAAUGCCUCCCAUCGGCACUCCCCGGAGGUCUGACUCGGCCAUCUCAGUCCGAUCCCUCCAUUCAGAGUCCAACAUGUCUCUGCGCUCCACAUUUUCUCUGCACGAAGAGGAGGAGGACACGGAGCCCCAGGUGUUUGCAGAGCAGCCGUCAGUAAAACUGUGCUGCCAGUUGUGUUGUAACGUCUUCAAGGACCCAGUCAUCACCACAUGCGGGCACACCUUCUGCAGACGAUGUGCCUUGACUUCAGACAAGUGCCCCGUGGACACGGCUAAGCUAACAGUCGUGGUGAACAACAUCGCGGUAGCCGAGCAGAUCGGAGAGUUGUUCAUCCACUGUAAAUAUGGCUGCCGUGCGACAAACAGCAGCGUAGGUGGUGCCACAGCCUCGGCUGCGACGGUGGCCGGGAAACCUGGAGCGUAUGAAGUUGAUCCGCUGGGCUGCCCGUUCACCAUCAAACUGUCCACACGCAAAGAACACGAGGUGAGUUGUGACUACAGGCCAGUCCGGUGCCCUAACAACCCCUCCUGCCCUCCGCUGCUCACCAUGAACCUCGAGGCUCACCUCAAAGAGUGUGAGCACAUCAAAUGUCCCCACUCCAAAUAUGGCUGCACAUUCAUCGGUAACCAGGACACAUAUGAAACCCACCUGGAGGUGUGCAAGUUUGAAGGACUGAAGGAGUUUCUGCAGCAGACAGAUGACAGGUUCCAUGAGAUGCAGCUGACCCUGGCCCAGAAGGACCAGGACAUCGCUUUCCUUCGCUCCAUGCUGGGCAAGCUGUCUGAGAAACUAGACCAGCUAGAGAAGAACCUGGAGCUCAAGUUCGACGUGUUGGAUGAGAACCAGAGUAAGCUGAGCGAGGACCUGAUGGAGUUUCGCAGAGAUGCCUCCAUGCUGAACGACGAGCUGUCCCACAUCAACGCCAGGCUCAACAUGGGCAUUUUGGGCUCGUACGACCCCCAGCAGAUCUUCAAGUGUAAGGGGACGUUUGUCGGCCACCAGGGCCCCGUCUGGUGUCUGUGUGUCUACUCCACUGGAGACCUGCUUUUCUCUGGGUCCUCAGAUAAGACCAUCAAGGUGUGGGACACCUGCACCACCUACAAGUGCCAGAAAACCCUUGAAGGGCACGAUGGCAUUGUACUGGCACUGUGUAUCCAGGGAAACCGGCUAUACAGCGGCUCUGCAGACUGCACCAUCAUAGUGUGGGACAUCCAGACCCUGCAGAAAGUGAAUACUAUCCGUGCGCAUGACAACCCUGUCUGUACGCUGGUCUCCUCCCACAACAUGUUGUUCAGUGGCUCCCUCAAGGCCAUCAAGGUGUGGGACAUUGUGGGUACGGAGCUGAAGCUGAAGAAGGAGCUGACUGGUCUGAAUCACUGGGUCAGAGCGCUGGUGGCCUCCCAGAACCACCUGUACAGCGGCUCCUACCAGACCAUCAAGAUUUGGGACAUCCGGUCUCUGGAGUGUGUUCAUGUCCUGCAGACCAGUGGGGGCAGCGUCUACUCCAUCGCCGUCACCAACCACCACAUCGUCUGUGGCACCUACGAAAACCUCAUCCAUGUGUGGGACAUUGAGUCUAAGGAGCAGGUUCGCACUCUGACAGGUCACGUGGGAACGGUGUACGCUCUGGCUGUCAUCUCCACCCCGGACCAGACCAAAGUCUUCAGCGCCUCCUAUGACCGCUCACUCAGGGUGUGGAGCAUGGACAACAUGAUCUGUACCCAGACCCUGCUGAGACAUCAGGGCAGCGUCACGGCUCUAGCCGUCUCCAGGGGGCGCCUCUUCUCCGGAGCUGUGGACAGCACCGUCAAGGUGUGGACGUGUUAGAGGAGCGGUUAGCUCAGCAGCUGCCCAGUCAGCCCUCAAACAGACUUCACAUUUUUAUGUGUCAGAAGGACCCUUAUGAACUUUAACAAGAUGAACUUUAACCUUUUCACACGGUUUUCUUCUCCACACCCGUUUCUCUGAUUGUGAUUCUUCAGCCACAGACCAGUAACCGCCACUUAAGGAUCCAGCUGCAUCUAAGCUAUUUUACUUAAGUGUUACUUUAUAAACUUAAAAAAAAAAAAAAAAUCCCUCUGACCUUGACCUCAUAGUUUGGGUCAUGGGGUCAAGUCGGGGCCACACUCCUCGUGACCUCAGCACCAGUGCAUUAUUGGACAAAACGGGACGAGCUGCCUUACGCUUGCACCAACCACGACGCUGCACCAAGCCAGGCUCUUCUCUGAUUGGACGCUGCUUCCCUCGAAUCAACGCAGCAAGCAGAGAGGAUUAUAGGCAGACCGUAGACUGUCCUGCCUGCUUUUUGUGAACGCAGCUGCCACUGAGGAACUGUACUGAUGAUGCCUAUAACAAAAAGUAAAAAUAAGUACAGGCUGGUUUCACAGAGCGGGAGGCCACGGUUUGCAAUGUCUGUUUUCUCCAGAGCAGGAUCCCAGAAUGCACAAGAGCAAAGAAAAUCACUGAGGUUCCGUCUGCCUCAUGAAGACCAGGUCACUUUAUUUAAAAUAAAGUGGUGGUGGUCGUGUAAUUUUACUUUUUCAUACUUUAUUCCUGUUGGGAAAGUCCUCUGGUUUGCUCCAUCUAGAGAUCAUGGUUCAGGUAGAAGAUGAAGCUCGGUGUGUCUACUCUCUACCGCAACCAGCUGGGAAACUUUGCUCCAGUCUGAGCCAGAUGAAAGUCUGAGAUAGGAAGUUCACAUUUAGGUCAAAUCAUGUGUGUAAAUCAUUUUUAGUUUUUGUGUUAUUGUGCUUGGAGCACCGGAUGUGUGAGAUCCCUAGAAACAGGACACUACAAGUGCCAGAAAGCUUAGACAAUGACGGGAAAAUUUUUCAGAGCUUGGAUGUUUUAUUUUCUGUGAUUGGCAGCUUACCUGACAGCAUUGUCCUGAUGUGGUUUGCCCCGCCCCCCUGGUACUGAACGAAGAUGAAAACAAAUGCAAUGGAAAAUAUGCAGAUCUGUGUUGGACUGAAGACAUGGGUUAAACCUGAGACUGACACAUGGAGAUCAACGGUUAAGUUGAGGCCUCAUGUAAAGGCCAUGGUGUACUUGCUAUAAUACGAAUUUCAGCAGGUUUGGUUUCUGUUUUGGCUCACCGGGCUCUGCAUUGUGCAUGAGCUUGUUGGUCAAACCAGUUGACUUCUUCACCCAGCAGCCCACAGUGCAGGACUGUCUGUGGUGUGUGUAAAAUGUCACAAAAAUGGUUGCGUUCCCUUGUGGAAACGCGUUUCCUUCUCCAGUUCAUUUUUGUUUCCAUCUCUAUGCUAACAUCACGCCAUGAAACCCUUUUUGUAAAUGAACGGUUCACAUUCUCGGCUGGCUAAGCUUGUUCGAGGUUAUCUGCAUUUUAAUGACUGAAGAACCUGCUUUUAAAUCCUCACAUUACCUCAGCUGCUGUUGUAGCUUCUUAGUCUAGAAGCUGCGAGAUUAUGUAGAAGAAUAUAUCUGCUGUGCUACAUUUACGCUAAUUUGUUUGGAUUUCACCCAUUAAUAGAAUGCAUGGCUGGAAAAGGCACUCAAAUGUUGCUGGUUGCCUUUUAGAAAUAAAGUCACCAGGGGGUCCGAAGGUUUCAAAAUAGUCUCGUGACGAAGGUGUCAGCAGUGGCUUUUGUCACUGCUGAUUCCAGUGACUGAGGCACCUCUUAAAUCUUCAUGCACCUCUACGUGUGUUUAGUGUAAAUGAACAAGAAGCAAUGCAGUCAGUAGACACACAUUUGUAUUCAGCAACGUGUUAGACUGUUUCGAGCAAGGCUGACUUCAUUGCAAAUGUACACCACUGUAAGCAGCAGGUUUAACCCAUGUCUGGCCCUCAGAGGGGCGUUUCAUAUUUGAAUCAGACGAUGUCUGGAGGACGGGGAGUUAACAUCUUUACAGUGUUUGUAAAGCGAGAACUCUCCAAAUUCUGGACAGAGGAAUACACACUCCAGUAGGGAUUUGAGGGAGAUACAGACUUUGUGAAUACGUUGUUUUUUCUCCUUGUUAAUCUUGGAGGAGUCACCCAGCUCAUCUCUGUGAAACCAGCCUUUGACGUAUCUUUUAAUAAGUGAACACUUUAAAAUGAGAAGACAGAUCUAUAGAUUUACUGAGUUUUAUAUUAGUGCCAUGAUAGAGCUGUAUCCAGAGCCACCCGAUGGUUGUAUAGUUGUUGAAAGUAACAAAACAAGGACAGUGCCGAAUCUGAACAUGUGCCCAUGAGAAUGACUCACUUUGGCCUACAUAACGAAGAGAGGGAGAGAGAAAAACAACUGUGUGUGUGAGAGUCUGUGUGUGAGUCUGUGUGAGUCUGUGUGUGAGAGUCUGUGUGUAUGUUUAAACGAGUGCCAUAUGUGUGGAUGUGAAGGUAGAAAAAACGAAACUGAUGUGGCAGAUUGUCUUUUUCUCCCCUUCCUCCCCUCUCUCCUCUCUCUGUUUUGCCGUUAACUAACUGGUUAGAAUGAACUGAAGCACUGAUUAACCGACUGUCAUAUGAACUGUGUGUGAGACUGUGUGGACCGGUGCUUUGCCAGGUAGAAGGCCGCCGUUCGCUUCAAGCGCGUUUGUACAAUAAAGCGCCAACACUCCUACAGGCGAGUAGAGAUACUCCACCAUUAAGCUGAAGUCCAAUCCUUCACGUCCUAAGUUACAGUAGAGGACCCACAGUGUAAUUCCUGUGUCCAAACAACAGCAGCAGCGAUAUGUCUUUAUCUGCCUGCUCAGUAUACCUGUGAGAGCUUUCAAGCUUGAAAAUAAUCUAUAUUCACAUGAAAUUCAGACGUACUGAAUUAUUUUGAGCUGAAUUAGGUUUUUGCAAAAUCCUGGCUGUCAUUUCAAGCCAGGUCUGGCCACUACCUUGCCUUGGUAAGCAGGGGAGGAGAGGGAAAGAGAGGAACGUGUCUUCACUGAUCAUGGUUUCAUUGAUUUCUUGUAUACUUGUAAUCACGUAAGCCUAUUUGAUCGUUGAUCAAUAAAACUGUUGUACACUUUG
Messenger RNA from Myripristis murdjan (pinecone soldierfish), 5459 nucleotides. It is a transcript of the gene traf7, whose product is annotated as TNF receptor-associated factor 7. Gene Ontology annotation, cellular component: nucleolus. Lineage: Eukaryota; Metazoa; Chordata; Actinopteri; Holocentriformes; Holocentridae. The coding region runs from base 245 to 2323 and encodes 692 amino acids. The transcript is spliced from 22 exons. The record is from RefSeq and is a predicted model, not a curated record. Gene Ontology annotation, molecular function: protein binding. Gene Ontology annotation, biological process: ribosomal large subunit assembly; Notch signaling pathway.